Molecule: messenger RNA, 333 nt
Organism: Penicillium cosmopolitanum
Lineage: Eukaryota; Fungi; Ascomycota; Eurotiomycetes; Eurotiales; Aspergillaceae
Exons: 1
Coding region: 1-333 (110 amino acids)
Source: RefSeq, a predicted model, not a curated record
AUGAUUGCGUACCAUAUAUUCUAUGAGUUUUCACUAUCCGACCCAGUCGAUGACAAGACUAAGAACCACAAGUUUUACGCUUGUUCAUCUUUCGGUCCUGACUUCUCCCAAAUGCCCGCUUCGGCCGUAAAGGUUGCUGCCGGAAAUUCUGUUGAUGUUGAGUUCGAGGUGGGCUGGUGGAAGGAAGAGUUUGGUCUUGCGGAUUCGGGGAUUCGAGGAUUCGGUCUCUCGUCAGACAACUUCGUCACUAUGCUGAAAAUGGCCAUGGAGCCACGGAUAGGCCCUUCUUUAUUUACGGACAAUCUGGCCAGGCUACCAUCGGUCUCUAUAUAG